AUGGCCGAAGCCAACUGGGAAUACCCAUCUCAUCAGCAAUUCGAGCGUGUCCCCACGCUUGACCAAGUUGACCCCAACGACCGCAAGGCUGUGUAUGCCGCCCGUGCUCAAAAGAUCCGUGACGAUUGGGUCAAGGCUAUGGAAGCUCGUAUUAUCAAGGAAAAGCUUGAUGCUUGCUAUCAAACCGAGGGCACCAACCACUACCAAAAUUGCCGUGAUUUGGCUGAUCUCUACCGCAAGGCCGUCAAGGAGAACAAGGUGGAAGGUUUCCGUAGAAAGCCUACCAGCGCAUAA
Messenger RNA from Lichtheimia ornata, 294 nucleotides. RefSeq lists its product as uncharacterized. The transcript is spliced from 4 exons. NCBI's taxonomy places the organism in Eukaryota, Fungi, Mucoromycota, Mucoromycetes, Mucorales, Lichtheimiaceae. The record is from RefSeq and is a predicted model, not a curated record. Bases 1 to 294 code for a protein of 97 amino acids.